This is a messenger RNA of Phymastichus coffea, 11432 nucleotides long. RefSeq names its product protein unc-80 homolog (gene unc80). Gene Ontology annotation, cellular component: axon; cation channel complex. The coding region runs from base 660 to 11237 and encodes 3525 amino acids. The transcript has 49 exons. Gene Ontology annotation, molecular function: monoatomic cation channel activity. Lineage: Eukaryota; Metazoa; Arthropoda; Insecta; Hymenoptera; Eulophidae. The record is from RefSeq and is a predicted model, not a curated record. Gene Ontology annotation, biological process: monoatomic cation homeostasis.
CUUCGCUUCGCCUCUCUUCACUCUCUCUUUCUCUCUCUCUCUCUCUCUCUCUCUACCCGGCUCCGCGACUGAUUACCGGAACUAUGCCAGGGGAACGAGUACCAUCACGUGAUCUCGUUGCAUCCCUUGUCUUGCAUGCCUAGACUCUCGCUACUUUCAACUAAAGCUAUUUCACCACUCUUCUUUGUUAUCCAAUACCUCUAUUAAUGAAUUUUAUCAGCUCUUAAGUAAACUUGUCUGAAAUGAUUUACUAACUAUUCAACUGCAAACCACCACCAACCUGCCAGUACCAUCUCAACUUAAGCCUGUUUACAACUUCAUUAUUCAUGGAUAUUUAUCGAGUGAGACUCUUGGCCAAGCUUACCCAUGUGUAAGUGAUUCAGUUUUGGUUUCUUUCUUGCCUACAACUUAACCAGAGAGAUCCAGGAAUAUGAUUUGGAAAUUAUUCGUAUAUUACGUAAGCAAACUCGAUGAUGCUACUCACGGAGAAAGAGAUAAAAGACUCCUCGCAAAUUUCAAAGCUUCUGAAACAUCCACUUUUAUUAACCACAGACGCAAUAUAAAUCAGAUUGAAAUUAAAUACUCGAAGCUGUUUAAUUUUCUUUGUGAUACGUAAACGUAGAUCAUUUCAAAGAUCCUAUCACGUCACGACUAGUAACAUGUGCGAACCGCAAUUACCUCUCCCAGUUCAAUUGUAUCUAUGGCGCUUACUAAAGCCAUUUUUAAGAGCAAAACUUGGUCGAGUCCAUGAAGCUUCUUGUUACUUUUGUCAACGAGCACCAGGUCACCACCAAGAAAUGAAGGAAGCAUGCUCGGCAAUGGAAAGGAUUUUUGUUCAAAAUAUCUACAAUGACGUACCAGCUUCUUUAAGAGCGAUAUUCGGCACAGUGCCACGAUGGCGUUUGAUCCAAGCAUCUCUUCCUUUCGUUUUGCACGCUGCCGCGGGCAUCUUGAAUAACAAAAAAGACUUCCAAAAUCUUAGUCCUUUAGAAACAACAUUACUUUAUAUACUUCACUGGACGAUGCUUGAUGCUGCUGAUGAAUGUGCUGAUCAGAAUGGAGAAGGGAAUAAUCCAUUUUAUUACUUAUUUUCUAUAUCCACCAUGACCCUUUUUGUAUAUCUAUUUGUACCGUUGGUGAGCCAUUUAAAAGAUGUAGAUUUCAAAGGCAGUCUUCGUUUAGAAAAUGGUCAAAAAAUUUGGUAUCCUAUUUACGAAUGUAGACAUCCAGAAGCUCCAUGUUUCACUGCUCAUUGUCGGCCUAAACCCCGGGCUUUGUGGAAAUCGUUUACAAAAUCGACUAAGAAUCAAACGGUUAAUGAUGAUGUUUUUGUUGGUACUACCGAGAACCCCCCUUCUCAAAAUGCUAGGUUAUCCGAUCAAGCAAUACCAGCAUGUACGAGGGGACUAGAUGAAGACGCUUCGUGGGUAUCAUCUCCAAAAGAUAAAGCAUUUCCCGAAACUAUUCCAGAAGAAAGUUCUAGUACCGAAGAUGAGCAUGUUGUCAUAUUCACUCUUCCUUCACUCGAUGAGUCUGAGAGAAUGUUAGGUGGUGUGAAACAAGUCUCUACAAUAUACGCUGGAGAAGCAAGUAUUUUUCACGUGGCGAUGGGACGUAGAAGUAGUUGUACGAAACCUACUUUAACAAUAGAGCAAGUAACAUCUAUAUCCGAUUUAGACUCUUACCGACAAUACGAAGGAAAAUCUAUGGAUAGAAAGAUGAGUGAUACGUUAAGAGAAAAAGAUGAUAAAUCCGGAAAAUAUGAAAAAGACAAAGGAACAGAUAGUUCCAAAACUAAAGGAGAUGAACAGCGUUAUCCUUCAUCCGGAGAUAGUCAAACUAGAUCAUCUGCUAUUGAUAUGGAUGUCCGAGCAGCAACAUUUCUUGAUGUGGCUAUUAUACGCUGUUUAUUCAUUUCUCAAUGGCAAGAAGAAGGCGUUUUUUGGGCUUUACAAUUUUUAUACAAUCGUUUACGAAGAAUAAACGAAGAAAGUUCUACUCAACAGAUGCCCCGGCGUCGUAGUAAUUCAUUGCCUAUUCCAAAAAUCGAAGUCUCCAUCUACCAAAGUCCUGAGAGUAAAAAGAGAGAGGGUUAUAGAGACAUCGCAGAUUACCAAGAUACAAGAGAUACAGUUUUAUCUGCAGAUAUAUCAUUCUACGGAGACGUAACAUACAAAGCACACGAUACAGAAAUAAGUCAUACAAGAAGAGCAAGUGAGAAAACCAAAAAACGUAUGAAAAUGGCUGAUCUGAAAGCUUUUGUUGAAACGAAAUUACUUUCAAAAUCUGAAAAAGCUCUUGAAAAAAUAGGCCAAGAAGAACCUAAAAGGCUUUUUGAACAGGAAUGCCACAGAAGUCUAGACGCAGGAGAACAGCGUUUAACUAGACAGCCAUCAGUGUGUUCAAAAAUCUUUGAUGCAAAAGAUCCUGACUUUAUAGAGCAUCCUUCAAAUUUGAUCAAAGGCAAAAGUAUGCCUAGCUUGAGCUGCUUGAUAAAUGAGCUGACCGCGGGAGGGUACAUUGGUGAUACUAAGGUUGAUAAAAAAGACAGUCAUUUUUAUAAUCAAUCGUGCGUGGCUCCCAAUCCCAUUAUAACUGUUACUGAACAUACUCCAAUUCCAUCUCCAGAAUAUAUGAAACGCCAGGGAUCUGUUGAUAGCCAAUUAGACGUUAUAAGCAGCCAAGUUCGUAAAACAACAUACGACCGAAAGCCUAGCUUGACGAGGUCACAAACUGACUCAAACAUUACUUAUACUGGGGAUGACAGUCCCGAAGCACCUGGAUCAGGCGCCUUUAUAACCGAAGAUGGUGACAUCGAGCUUGAAGUAGUUCUAAAGGCAAUUCACAACAUUUCACUGCGUGAUAAUCACAGCUGCUCGUUGCGAGUUUGCGAAUCAAUUUUGAAUCUUUUGGAGUUGUUAAUGGAUAUGGGUGUUCUGAAACAUUGUAUACGUGAGGAAUCGAUGGAAGAGAACCAAGAUUCGCCAGAAAAAUCGGAGGGAGACAAGAGGCAAGGUUCAGCCGACAGUGCCCCGCGCAAAUCCAAUAGAUUAACAGCUCAUAAUCUGAUGAUGAACUGCAUUAUAAAUAUAUUACGGCAUCUAGGCUGUCCGCAUGGUUGUCUGGAUGGGAUCCGCGGCCCACAGGCUGACUUCUGUCGCUCUCAAAUUCAAACGAUAUUCGGCAAACUAUAUAAAGCCAGUUCCAAGCAGUUCGCUACCUUCUUACGUGACGUUGUCAAAGAUAGGCGAAUCAACAGCGUUGUCGAGUUUUUCCACUCGUACAUAGGCUUUUGCAUUGACCCAGGCUCCUUGCUUUCCCCGCUCAAUCAAAAGCGCGGUUCGAGUAAGUCCCCGGAUACUAUGCCUCAAGGAGGAUACGCGACGAACUUCGGGGCUGGUUUGAUGGGAGGAACGAGCAAUCCAAUAAGCGGUUGUAACAAUACGCCUAAUUCAUCGGGAUCGGGUGGUAAUACUGCCGGCUACCCUCAUCAGGCCAUCAGCGGAGUCAACCACAGAUUCCGCAGCAUCGAGUCGCAGAUCAUCGGAUGUGUAUUUAAAACCAUGGUUACACGUUGCGUCAGGAUGCUUAGCAAACUCAAGUCACAAGAGAGCAUUUCGCUCUACUGCGAUAUCAGGCAAUUCAUCUCGUAUGUCAAGGAAGCUCAUGGCGGUGCCUUCCGCAGAGUGGUGCUCAGCGCCAUACUCGACUCGGCUGACAAACCCGGUAAAAAGCCCAACAGCGUGAUCCAAACGACCAGGGUGAUCAGGCACCUAUUUCCUUGGGAGACCGAUCAGAAUGGUGAAAUCGAUGCUGAGGGAUGUUAUACCAUUGACGAAAAGGGUGCCAGAAAGUUCCUUUUCAAAAAAAAGAGUACAUCGUCCACUUGUGCGAGCUUACUCGAGACUGAGCUCAGUGAUGAAAAUGUGAAAAUCAGUCAAAGUCCAUUGGGAAAUAUUCGGAAAAAGCAUCAUACUUUAACGCCGAGGCAGAGUGAACGAAAUCUAGAUCUAAAUGAGCCAUCUUAUGGCAUUAAGAAGUCUAGAAAAACAGCUCGCUUGAGAAUCGGUGGAAUUGUCAAUUGGUUCCGCAAAGAGUAUAGACGUAGCGAGGCAGAUAGUCACGAAAAUAGCGAGUCUCCAACGGAAUACAGUUUUGCGCGCCAGCCAAGUCUACGCCGUGCUCAUCGACGCGCUAUGCCGCGAGCACCCAGAGGGGUGGGACGCACGCUGCAAAAAGCCAAACGACGCAUGGAAAAUAAGUUGAGUCGAAUCGGCCUAGUUAAAAGUAAAGAGAAAGAAAACCGCGAAGAAGUCCGUGGCAGUUAUUUCAGCCGACGCGAUUCGGUAGAGCAAGGUGAUCCAUCGAGAGAAUCGGAAUUCGUUGUUCUGAAAGAGCGAAGAUUGGUGCCGAAAAAAGCCAUCUUUGAAGGAAUCCAAAGAUUGUCGUUCUUGUUAGAAACUUGUCAGCCAGGUUCAGUACCAGAUCAUCAUUUGAUGGGAGCUUUACUGGACUUGCCAUAUGCCCCAGUUGUUGCGCGAGCUGCUAUGUUAUUGGAAUGCGCUCACCUCGUUCAUCAAUGUAACAAAGGUCACUGGCCUAACUGGAUGAAAUUGAAUUUCCCGAUGUUCCGGCCAUCGAUGGCACUGAACAACAGGAGCGCUCCAACCGGUAUAAGAAGAACUCAUGUUUUGCAGAGAGCCGCGGGGAAGCUGUUUUACCAAUGGGCAGAGACCAUCGGAAUGAGGCUCGAGGAAUUUCUCGCUCAGGAUAGGCAAAAUUACGAUCGCAUUUGCAGCGUAAUGCGCGACGAAAACAAGCACAAAGUUUUAGCGAUUGAAGAUGUGGAAGAAGAUUUUUUCGAUGAAGCGAGCAUCAAUACGUAUGGGAGCACAUGUCCGAUAGCAUUGCGACUGAUUGCUUGCAACUUACUCUUUGAGAUCACGGCCUUUCUUCGAGAAACCUACCCGAAUUUACCCAAGUCCAGUCGGCUGUCCACAAAGGAGCGAGCCCCUCCAUGGGAGAAACUUUACAGCCGCGAGGCCAAUAGGCGCUGGAGCAUGGCCCUGUCGUCGAUGGGUCAUUCGCAGGCUUCAGCGCAGAGUUUGCAGUCGAUAGCCGGUGACAGAGAGACAGAACGAAAGAUUAGCUUUGUCUUGCACGAGCCGGAUAAUGAAUCCGAAGGGAGCAGCAAGUCCAAUGUAACUAUCCAAGGCGAAGACAUGAUAAUGAGCGAAAAGGAAAAAUCAAAACGCAUGCAAACGGCUCCUGGCAGGCCGUUCUUGCUGCGUCGAGGGACAACUACCAACACUGCCACUGGCUCCUUCAAGCGGCGAAGUCUUAAGCUACGCAGAAACACCAAAGAGGGCAAGGACAUCGAAGUCGAAGCAUUUCGACGCGCCGACUCCAUUCAAUCAAAGCGAAAAGUCAGCUCACUGUCGGACAGAAGUGAUACAUCGGAGCCUGGUCUUUACGGAGAGGUCAGCGGUGAAGAGUCACCGGGAAUUUUGAGCGAUGAUCAGCCACCGGAAAGCCCAAGCGACAGCAACGAUACGGACGAGUUCAACAAAAACUUCCCCUGGAUGAAAGUCGUCGUCCAGACCGCGAGCAAUUACAAUUUUAUGUGCUGUCAUCAAAACUAUUGUCAUCCCUACUGUCAUCGACGACAAAUGCGAGCCUGCGAUCGACUUGUUCGAGCAGUUCGUAAAACUUACGGUGAGGAAUUCGAGAUUGAAUCCGACGGUGGUUGGUUUAAUACGGAAAUCGAAAAGAAGGACGAUCCUAAAAAGGAGAAACGAAAUCGCAAAGUUUCCGAUCAAACGAGCCUCCAAGUUUCGCCAGUGCGCAGAAAGGAUAGCGUCGGCCGAAAAUACAAGAUUGACAAGAGCUUCGACGGCUCUCAAUCCGGCCAGUUACAUGGCGAAUCCUCGAAAGAUAUGCAUGAGCAGGAAUUCGAUUACAGUCAAGAUUUUUGGAAAUUCAUGAAAUCUCCAGAAGAUGAAAAGGAGAAGGAACCACACCCGAUGAUUAAGUACAUGAAGGACCAGGUGCGAGAUUCUUUCCAAGCACCGUUCGCGACUUUAUUGAAAGGCGCGGUCGUCAUGUCCGAGGAGCUGUUCGUCGACGUGCUGCCAAUAGCGUGGGUACUGCUGCUGGAAUUUAACCAGGAAGUGGCAGCAUCGGCCGCAUCGUUAUUCAUCGUCGCCUCGGUGCGUGCUCCUACACAAGCCAUCAACAUCAUGCAGGAAGGACUGCAGAAUGAAGAAGCCUCUAUCCGAAUAAAUUCUAUACUACGCUUUCAAGUUCUUUGGAAAUUCCGCUAUCAAGUCUGGCCAAGAAUGGAAGAAGCAGCUCAUAUGACCUUCAAGGUACCACCGCCGGGUAUCGAGUUCACCUUGCCAUCUCCAAAAAUUGGCAUUGAGUCACUUCCUGUUGUCGAUCCCCCCUGGAUGCCGCAGGUGAAAACUAAAGUUGAGGAGGUAACAAUCAACCAAGAGCGUCACCGCGCAUUAGUGACUGCUACAAAAACGCGAAAGAAGCAACAAACAGAGCUGAUCAAGCAAGCCCUGCAAGCACAAGACGAUAAGAAACGGGAGGAAAGAGCCAAUUUUCUAAUCACGACAAUACCAAUAACCUUUCAAGCGGCUUACGAACCUAGUCCGGUGGGAGACGAUCACGAUGAGGCUAACGUCGACGAAGAUGGCGCCGACUUGGCUCCAAGAAACCUAACUCAUCAUGGCCAAUCCGCGCUCUCGCUAUUUCCGUCGACUCUAUGCUCUGCCAUCGUUCAAAUAAUCACUCUGCUUGAUGAUCCAGCGGUCGGCGAAGAUGGCACCGCAGUUUACGACAUGGCCUAUCAAGUCAUAUGGAAUUGCUUAGUCGAAGACAGCGCUUUAUUUUUGAGGUACAUUUUGGAGCGACUAACGCGGGAAAAACAAGAUGUUAUGUUCAAACAUCUUAGGCAUCUCAUAAGAUUCGUUCCGAAACUUCCACAACAGGCAGCCUUCGCUCUCUAUAAUUACAUUAUUGGAUACAUCAUGUUUUAUGUUCGUACCCCACACGAAGAUGGUCAAAAUUUUAUUGGCUCAGCAUUGUCGAUUCUUUGGAUGGUUGUACACAGUGUUCAUGGCAUCAUGUUCAAAGAUUUGAAACAAAUUUUGAGAAAAGAACAGUGUGAUGCUUCCAUCCUAUUGACAGCAAAUGUACCAUCUGCUAAGAAAAUUAUAGUUCAUGGUCCGCAAGAUCCGGAUGCUGGUGGAAUACCCUCUCAAUUUCCAGUACAAGAAGAUACACAGUUUUGCCAAAUUCUCCGUGAAUCUCUUGACUUUUUUGGCAUCGAGGAGUCCAAGCACAAGGAGUAUUUUCUGGUCGACCAUAAAACCCAUCAAAUACAUAACCCGUCGUCCUACGUGAGAGACUAUUACUUUUUCAAACGUUCACAAUAUCCACAACUCGAACUUGUACACAUGGAACCCGAAGAUGCUUUCAAUGCUCUUCAACGACAAGAGUUGGUGCAUAAAUUCGUCGAAACUGGCAAAGUGUUGCUGACCUGGGCUAUUUUGAAAAAUGUCGAUAUGGUGGUUCAACGUGUUGUAUUUUUGCACGAGGAACUCAUGAAGCUGCCCUCGUUUCCUCGUAAAGCUUUAGAAGCUGACCUCGACCUAUACAAAGGCGGCGAGUUGGGCAAGGAGCUUUUGGCCUUGGAUGUUAUGCACAAAUUUAUGUGGGUUCGUCUGAUAGCUCGAAUGUUCGAGGCAAUGGCUGGCAAUUUUGCUUAUUCUGGAGACAUUCAUUUAUUCCUUAAUGUUCUCAAUGGGACUCUGAUUCUGCACAGCGAAGAUUCUUGUAUAUUGCGUUACGUGGUUGCGACCUAUAUCAAUGCAGCGCACAAUUUCAAAAAUAUUUUUUCAACCAAUGGCUAUUUCCUGAUAAUGCCUACACUAUUGCAACUUUACUCGACUCAUCAAACUAAUAAGCUCGUCACUACUACAGUUGAAUAUGCGGUCAAGCAGUUUUAUCUGAUGAACAGAAAGCCAUUUAUACUUCAAAUGUUUGGGAGCGUAUCGGCUAUAUUGGAUACUGACGAGUCAAGUAUUAUUGGUGAAGCCCAUAAGGUACCUUCGUCUUGUUUAUUCAAUUUGCUACUAAGUCUAGAGACACCGUCUCCUGACCCGCUAAACAUUGGUGAGCUGGUCAAAGAAGAAAAACCGUUGAAGGCUAUAGAUUUCUGUUAUCACGAUGAAAACGAAAUGGUAACUAUUCUCGAUUGCAUUUCACUGUGCGUCAUGGUGAUAUCGUACGCCGCUGACUCGGUGCGAGGUCAACAGAUGCUGGUAAUAUUGGAAGCCAUCAUGCCGUGCUACGUGCAGCAAAUUCAACUGCCAACGUAUAAUAAAGAAGGAAAGACGGAAAAAGAAAUAAUAAAUCAACUGGCUAUCGCUAUGAGAACGUUGGUCAACAACUCGGAAGCUCUCGCCAAGUACUACAACCGACCACAAAAGUCGAGCCCUGAGCACAAAGGUUCUAGUCAGAGAAAUUACGGCAAAGGACCUUACUCUCCCGGCUUUGACUUUGACGAGGAGGCACAAAUUGGAAAUAAAACCAAGACUACUUGCGACAUUGACGACAACGAGUCGCACAAAAACGAGUUCGUCCGGCCGAGGGACACACUGCUCAACAUGGUUGGUGAAUUCGUGUCUAGAGCCUCGGUGCGGCUGGUCGAAUUGAACAAGAAAUCCCAAGAUGGCAAAAACGUCGAGCUGCUGGAUUCAAAAUGCCACGUGCGCUUGGCGGACAUCGCGCACAGCUUAUUGAAAAUAUCUCCGUACGACCCCGAGGCAAUGGCUUGUCGAGGCUUGAAGAGAUAUAUGACUGUGAUUCUACCCUCGACGGAGUGGGCGAACGAUGACAUGCGACCCGCGUUGAUCCUCAUUCUGCGCCGGCUCGACAAGACCUUCAGUAAAAUCUACAAGAAAGCCUCGAUCCGACGAAACAUCAACUGGGAGGCGGCAAGCGACCUGCUGAAGGGGGUCUACGAGACGCUACUCAAGUGCCCGUACGUAGCGCACUUCCAGAACAUGAAGGCCCUGCUGAGCACCUGCCAGUCGCUGAUAACCGGCGAUACCACCGGAGUCGAACUUACCUCUGCGGCCUCGAUCGCCCUCAUGAGCAAAAUACCACCUCAACACUUUUGCUCGACGGUGCUGAAGCUCAUCGCGUUGCAAGUGAUCUCCCUGGGAGAGGGCUACUCGCUGGAAAACAUCUGUGGCCAUGCCAUGUUCGCCACGGCUUCGCGAGCCGAAAACGUGUUACUCAAUCUACUCAUGCCCCUGUUUCUCCGAGUGGGCACCGGCCGGAAAGAUGUGCCUAAGUUACGCCAGUCGGACAUUUGCUUCGCACUUUCGUCGGUGCUGAACGUGCUGUGGCCAACGGGCACGAAGACCAUGCAGACGACGGCGCCGAAUCUGAAACCCAGCACGGAUCUUCGCGCGGGAAGCUUGACCUUCGCGGCCAGGGACGCGGCGAAAAACCUGACCAAAACCUCAACGAGUCUGUACCAAGUGGCCUUUCUGGCCUUGAAGAUCAUAAUAAUCUGCUACGAGAACGAGCUGAGGACGGAGUGGCCGCGGAUCCUGCGAACGAUGAAGUUGCUGAACAAGCGCAACGAGGCCUCGCCUUACCUGUGGAACUUCAUUGAGUUUGUGGUGACGCACCGCACGCCGCUGUACAUCCAGAUGAUGCCGUUCGUCAUUCAGAAGAUCGGCCAGGCGCCGAUCUCCGAACACGAGCGCAGCAUGCAGGGCGUCAUCCGCGACAAGAUCAACGGUAUCGGCCUAGGCGUGCCCAAGUGUCGGGGCGCCCUGCUUAUGGACCUGUUCGCCGAGCUGAACAAGCUCAAGGAGGAGCUGAACGAACGCAAGCUGGACGAGGCGCCAGCCGAACCCAAGCGCAACGUGGCCGAGCAGCAGCAGCAGCAGCAGCCACACGGCGCGGAGACCGCCGGGGCCACACGCACGCAGCGGCCCUCGCUGCUGAUCGACCUGCUGACCGGCGACCUGGCCUCGCGCGGCCGCACGCCCGCGGAGACGCCCUGCUCGGCCAGCUCCAGUCUGGCCGCCCAGCACUCGCACAGCUCAGCUAGCAGCGCCACCAAGACCUCGCAGCAGAGCCAGCUCUCCGCCGCCGCCCAGCCCCAGAUCAGCCUCAGCGCUCGAGGCUCUGUUUCAAGCACGAGCGCAGGCUCUGGGACUCUCAGAGACGCCGCUGACUUGGCGGCCUGUCCCGGCACCUCCAAAUCCGACCAGCCACAAGCCACAGAUAGAUCCCAAUUAUCAUCUACCACUAACGAUGAACAUAAUAAUGCUAAGCCUCAUCCUAUAUUAACUCGUCAAAAAACAUCAAAACUGCGCUUUUUUUCUUCUGUAGAACUUAGACAUUCUUCAGGUGAAACUGUAACGAGCCAACUUAGCCCAAGUAGUCCAAAUGAAGAUAGUUCAGGAGAAUCACGCCCCGACAAGCCAAGGCUUCAGCGAUCCAUGGGUCAAAGUAAAAGAACCUUUCGUUUGAGGAAAAGUCGACGAGCUCACGUUGAGCAAGUGACUACGGCAGAAGUGGAGCAGACAGACAGUCGCCUGUCACCCGCAGAGCAGCCGAAGGAGCCGGGCAAAGAGCAACUGGUACCGCCACCGGCUGCAGCCACGAGCACAACCAUGACGACAACCAUAUCGACGAGCGAAGCGGUAGCUACGGUGAGCCAGCUGUCAGACUCGUCCUCUAUACGCUCGAGGCGCAGCUCAUCCCUUAAGCAGGGAGAGCAUGCGGACAAGACGAACAACGGCAACGGAGAGCAUUCGCUGAGCUGCCAAUUGCAGACGCCGCAACUUCUGUCGCACCACCACCACCUGCAGCUCAGGCCGCAAAGCGACAUUUCUUGGGACGAGGACACCUCGAGCACCUCGGGCUACCGAGAAUCGUACAGCAUGCAGCUGGUCUCGUUGGAGAGCAACGGCAACCGGCUGGACAUGGCCCCGCCGCUCGCAUCCCCAGAUCUGCCCUCCACGAGCAGUACCACCACUAACUACAUGAUGGGCUUUGACGGCAGCUCGCCGGAGUGCUCGAUCAACAGCAACGGUGCCGAAAAGACUGCUCUGCUCACCCAGUCCAGUCCUCGGACCAGCUCCCAGCACUCCUUGCUCAUGCUCGGGCAGCCGCCCCAAGACGAAGACACCCUCAUCUGAUGCGCCUAACCUUGCCUCCUCCCUUCUUCGCUUGGCGCUGUUCCUCCACCCUUAUCCAUCCCUCAAACUUACUCUAGCUGUACAUAAGCUUACUCGCAAUCCAUACGUUCACACAAAUAUUAUAUCUAUAUCAAUAUAGAUACUGUUUAUAGAAGUUUAUAGAAAUGUUUUACAAACUAAUAAAUCAAUUGAAGC